This is a messenger RNA of Naegleria fowleri, 4581 nucleotides long. RefSeq lists its product as uncharacterized. Gene Ontology annotation, molecular function: peptide receptor activity; guanylate cyclase activity. The record is from RefSeq and is a predicted model, not a curated record. The transcript has 16 exons. The coding region runs from base 1 to 4581 and encodes 1526 amino acids. Lineage: Eukaryota; Heterolobosea; Eutetramitea; Acrasida; Naegleriidae. Gene Ontology annotation, biological process: cGMP biosynthetic process; intracellular signal transduction; receptor guanylyl cyclase signaling pathway.
AUGAUUGGACUUGUUAUUUUCUUUAUCUGUACUCUCUAUGUAUUGAUAGUCAUUGCAGAAGUGGUGACAUUUGACACUCAUGCACUAAGCAACAGAAAUUUAUUUUCAAAUUCAAGCUUGACUUUCCCCAUAUUCAUACGAACGAUGGCAUUUGUGAGCGUCAUACAAAUGUUUGCAAUUCCACAAAGUUAUGCGUUCAUUUCGGCAAUUACUAACAUGUUAAUCUCAAUGGCAUCAAUAGCUUUACUAUUUAGGACUCUUCCAUUUAAUAAGCGAUGGAUGAAUUCAGUGUUUUUUGGAUGGGCUUGGGGGCAGUGCGGAGCAAGCAUUGGUUCUCUAGUUACAUCUCUUUCUAAUUCUGGCAAUGAACAAGAAUUAGGAAUUGGAUUGGCCAUCUUGACAGUUGCAUUAAUUAUAAUUGGAGUAGUUUUUGGUGUGUUAUCCAUGGAGCUCUAUACUCGAUGGUUAUUGAAUGACCUCAUCAAGCGAAUAGCGAAGCAAGCAUUAAGCAUUGAUGGAGUCGAAGAAGCUUUAUCAAACACAAACGAAACAAAAAUACUACCGCGCCAUGCUCUAACAGAGGCCGUUUUUUGCAUUUAUCAACAAAUGAGCAAGAAUCAAAAUUUCAAAGCUUUAUGCUUGCUGUUUAAGUGCUCUCUUCAGGAUUUUCAAAAAGAGCUAAUCGUUGAUCAUGUCAGAUGCCUUUUCUCUGAUGUCGCUUUUUCAUUCGCGAAAGCCACUCUCCAAUACAAAUCGGAGGAGUCAAAUGUUAUAAUUGGAGCUUCUGAAACGUUUGCCUUCGCCAAGACCGACUCUAACACGCACACCCUUAGUGUGGAGCUUCUCAUGAAAUUACAAAGAUCAACCUUCAAUUUUGCGACAAUUCUUGCUUGUGCUAUCAAGAUCAAGGAGGUGCAAUCAAUUUCCGAUUCUUCUCAUCAUGAUUCAGCUGCCUCCAAAAAUUAUACCAGCGUUCAAAUCAUCAAAAGAAAUCGAGAACCAUUAUUAUCCUUAUAUAGAGAUUUUUGGAAAGAAAUGCUAAAUGAUCCAAUAAGCAUUUCCACACUCAUGAAAAUUUCAAAAAAGGUCAAUGACUUGGUCGAAGAAAGCCAAGCCAUAUUUAAUCAACUACUACGACACAAAACAAAAUCAACGUUGCAGCUCUACGCCUCGUUUGUUGAGCUUAUUUAUUUCGAUAAGGAACUGGCCAAUACUUUAUACCAGGAAGCGAACUCUAUUGAAGAUCAUCGAACUCCAAAACCUAUUUUUCAGUCUGUCAAAUACGCCAAACCUAAUAAGAUCAUUCCUUCAGAGAGCCAAGAACAGGUAUCAAUCCAUGAAGAUGAUGGAGCAUCCCACAUCUUCGAGGAAUGCCCUAGCGAAACAGCUCGUCCUGAGCUGAAGAAAGACUUUCUUUUUAGGAACGGUUUAAAAACUCCACGCUCAAACAGCUUGCUUCGAACUUUGUUUAUAAUUUAUGUCCUCUUGGGUGUAGGUCUAAUAUCGGGCAGCAUUGUAAUGUCUGGAUACCAAUUCACUUUUAUCAAGAGUAGCAUUAUGGAGCUGAGGACCAUUUGCACUCCGCAACUCGUCCCUGUUUCCGUGAUUCGUAAUUUGAGAAGCUUCCAAAACUGGCUUGCCUUGUUUGUUAUUGAUGACCAUCAGUGGCCAGAUUACAGAGAUGGAUACAAAUUUAUUCAAAAAAUGGAUUUUAUUGAUGAGCAUUUACAACUUUUGAAGGAAGAUUUACAAAUAUUGCACGAUCUAAUCAAACUAGGACAAGAGGUUGUUUUUGAUGCAGCGACGUAUACUGAGUAUGGAAAAAAAUUAUAUACCCUUAAUAUUCCUAGUGUGUACUCUGUAAAUGGAACUGAUCAUUGGAAGAGAAAUCAAUAUACAGGAACUCCUAGUUUAAGAAAUGCACCCAUUGUUGAAAUUACAAACUCUUUAAUUCGAUACAUUGAACUGGUUCGUGCUGAAUUCCCUGAACAAUGUGUGACCUAUGUCAAUCAAUCUUCACUAACUUUACAAGUUCAACAGCAGCUUAAAGCAAUUAUCGCAAACUCCACAUAUAUGAAUCCAGUUAACAAUUAUAAUUUUAUGUUUCUAUGGUUGAAUUCAAAAAACACAGACAAAAUUUAUGAAACAUUUUGCAAUAAUUAUAUUGAGAAACUACGAAAUCUUACACAGGAUCUGAUAUUACAGUCACAAUAUUACUUUAUUGCGUCGUUAUGCAUUUAUUUGAUCGUAUCACUGUUGUUUAUUGUUUACAUACAGUAUGAGCUGUCAUUUGUACCAAGAUUGAUGAAAGUGUUGAACAAACAUUUGCAGAAAGACAUUGUUGGAAAAAUAUAUCAAUCUGUGUCACAAAAAACAUACGUCGAAACAUCCUUAGAAAGAGCUGUGACGUCCAAAGCAAUGUCCUCUAAUAUCAUGUUAGUUCUUGUUGUUGCAUGCAUAGGCUUUCUAGUACCAUUUUGUAUUGGAAUGUUUUUUUUUGAGGCCAGACUGAAUGCAAAAUCUGCUCUAUUCACCUUCACCAAUGUUGGGUUGAGUGCGAACAUUAUUGGUUAUAUACAACAAUCAAGCUUUUUAAUGACCGAGAUGCUGACUUACUACGCAUUAGGAAGAGAGAGUUUCAGAUCAGAAACUACCACUCAAAUAGGUACAUUUUAUGGACAUCCAUACUUCAAGAAUCAUGACUUCCAAACACUGUACUCGACUGUUCUUUUAUCCUCUAAUAAUUUAUCAGAAAAUUGGAAUGAACUUAUUUAUGGAGAUGUCAAUAAGCCUGACGACGACCCAGUGAUAGGCCUUUAUUCAGAUCUUGACCAAUUAUUGAAAGGUCAAGGCAAUUGUUCUAGCUAUUUAGAGCAAUACAACAUUGAAAUGAACGCUCAAAAUGUACUUGAAUACUGUUUAGGUAUUGAAAAGGUGGUAACAGAUUAUUUAACUCAAAUAACUCAAAUUAGCGAAGCCACAAGGGACUUUCUUUUGUUUGAAACCAAUACAACCUCUACCUCUGUGGACUUGAAUUUAUACAUGCGCCACAAUGAUUUGUUUCGUCUCACUAUUCCAAUGAACAGGAAACUUCAAGUUUACAUGCAAAAUUUUGUAAGAUCUAGCGUUGAAUUGCACGAUUCAAUCUUAGUUUCAUUAAGCGUGAUUGGAUUUAUAUUAUUGGUAGGAUGUAGUGUUUUGUUACAGAAAAUGAUUACAAAUCACUCCAAUAUUCUUCAAAAAACAAGAAUGAUGCUUAAUCAUGUUCCUGUUGAUGUGUUAGAUAGAGAUGACGUUUUAAGAAAUUUAGCACUAUAUAAUGCAUACCCAAAUAUUAUAACAGAGAAGAUCAAAUCAACAACUUUGAAUAAUUUAUCUGCUUCUACUACAGCAUCAAGCAUUUCUAAUUUAAUAAGCUCACAUGUAUAUGGUACUAUAAUACUUAAUUCAAAGGGAGAGAUUGAAAUCUUUAACUCAGCUGCUCAUAGGUGUUUUGGUUCGAAACCCGUCGACGUUUUAGGACUUCAGUUUUAUAAGCUUAUUGAUCCGAUCUCUGAAGAAAAGGUAAAAAAGACGAUAGAUUCCAUUUAUUCGAGCGCUGUUAAAUCUGAAAAAGCAGGAGACUCUUCGACAUCAACUUUGAACGAGACUCUUGAGAAUGUACAGUGUAUUCGAGUGAACCUGACAAAAUUUCCGGCCUGUUUGUCAAUUUUUUCGACAAAAUUUGUCGAUAAGGGUAUUGUGAUUGUAAUUGUUAUCAGAGAUAUUACUUCAGAGUUAAAACAACAAAUAUUAUUAGCAGAAGAAAAGAAAACAUCUGAAAAUCUCUUGAAAAACAUUUUGCCUGACGCGGUCGCCAAUCGGUUAAAGAAAGGGGAGACCUUUAUUUGUGAGAAAUUCUCUGACAUUACUUGCUUUUUCAGUGACAUGGUGGGAUUUACAAAAAUUAGUAGCAAAAUGAUUGCCACUGAUUUGGUAAUAAUGCUUAAUUUUAUUGUCAAUGGAUUUGAUGCUCUCACUGAAAAGUAUAACAUUGAGAAAAUCAAAACGAUUGGAGAUGCUUAUUUUUGUGUUGCAGGCUUGCAUGGGGACUCAUCUGAUCAUCCAGAACGAAUGCUUCGCAUGGCUAUAGAAACAUUCCAUGUUGUGCAGCAAUUUAAUCAAGGACAAUCACAAAUUGGCCAACCUCUCGAUUUAAUCAAUAUUCGAAUUGGUUUAAAUAACGGUGGAGUGAUCGCAGGUGUUAUAGGAACAAAGAAGUUUGCUUAUGAUCUUUGGGGAGAUACUAUUAAUGUUGCUUCACGGAUGGAAUCCACAUCACUACCAGGAAGAAUUCAGGUAUCAAGGUCAACCUAUGAGAGGAUUUAUGAUCUUGGCUUUGAUUUUGAAGAGAGACAAAUCGAAGUGAAAGGAAAAGGAAUGACACAGUGCUAUUUGUUGCAUCAGUCUCAUCAUGUGGACCCAUUGACACCCUUAAAAACUCACGUUUUUGUAGAGAUGGACGAAGAUUCUAGUCCUGCAACGACAUCGAUGAACAAUGCUCCCAUAUCGCUCAUUGCAACUUCGAUGGAGGACAAUUAA